CCGUUCCCAGUUGGAUAUUACUACUUGACAUUUUCCAUCCCCUCCUCUUUGGACAAACAGCAUUUGUUUUAGUAUGAUUUUUAAAAACCGCGCAAUUCUCAAGUUUGCUUCGACUUCCUUAAAAGGAGCUCAAUUCUCUACGAAGACGGCCGCUUCACAAGCAAAAAGCCGAUUCCAACCCUAUGCUCAAAAAUUAGCAGAUGUUUGCGAACCAGUGACUUAUUGGACCACUGUCGGUAAAGAAUUGUUUCAACAAGUUUACCAUUCUCAGAAAAUGGCUAAUCCUUCCAACGUUCAUUCUCCUUUCUUAUUCUGGAAAAGUCAGUCUUCUGAAACCUGGGGUCGUAACUUCUACCUAGGUGUAGAAUUGCUUGGUAUUUUUAGUGUUGGACAAAUGAUUGGUCGCAGAAAGGUUACCUCUUAUGGUCAUUGAUUUUCUUUCCUUCUUUUUCCUUUUCAGGUAUUUUAAUAGCGAUCGAGAGACUAGAGGUACGAGGCAUCUCUCCUGUAGUGACCUGCAUAGGUAAGCUGAUCUCUUUUCAGACUGUUUACAAUACAUUUUGUAUUAAAAGAAAAGAAAGAUAAAAGUUAUUCAGUAGUUUUUAGAAGUACCUUGACUCAAUAUCGUACUAGUUGUCUAUACGGAUGAUUAGGAUUGUAUGUAUUCUGAAGUUGCUGUAUAUACUGUAUUUUCUUCAGCAAUUCUACUUGAAGUAAAAGUCUUAUCUAUGAUCAGAAGCUUAGGAACAGUUCCCUUGAUAUUUGACUGUAAGAAUGAAUUGAUGUGUUGAAUGUCUCAACUUGUCCAUGUCUGAAGAGUCCACUGUCUACAUUGGUCCUUACCUUGGAAGUAAAUAAGAAAGUAGAAAAUGUACAGGAAUUUACAGCUUAUAAAAUAUAUUAGCAUCUUUGUGCAAAUUCUUCAAAGUAAACGUCAAUGGAUUUUUUGAAAUUGGAAUGAACGUCUAAUGCUUUUGUUUUUACAAGCAAUUGAGAUUCUUUCUUCCUUAUCAUUUCUUGAAAAAACAAUGAAUCAAGUCGCUGGAUAUGAUAGGUUUUCUUUUUCUGUUUCAAGUGUAAAUGAAGACCGAGAGUUGUUUAUUUACACUCGAAAAUCCUAUCAAACCGUUUGUGCCACUUAUUUCUUCUAUAAUUUUUUUUUAUUGAUUUACUCAUUUUUUCUUGGGAAUCCAUUCAACUUGAGAACAUGGAAAACUCAACUAUGCAAUAGAUAAUUUAUCAGUGAAAAAAGUUGCAUCCUUUUUCACCUUUAAUAAAUUUCAUUUUCUUGUUCUAUUUGAAAUUACUGAUUGCUUCCUUUUUUUUUUUCCUUGGAUUGGUAGCUUUCGUUCACCAUUUCUUCUACUGGUUU
Schizosaccharomyces cryophilus OY26 is the source of this 1372-nucleotide messenger RNA. RefSeq names its product F0-ATPase subunit G. The record is from RefSeq and is a predicted model, not a curated record. The transcript has 3 exons. Gene Ontology annotation, molecular function: proton transmembrane transporter activity. NCBI's taxonomy places the organism in Eukaryota, Fungi, Ascomycota, Schizosaccharomycetes, Schizosaccharomycetales, Schizosaccharomycetaceae. Bases 74 to 433 code for a protein of 119 amino acids. Gene Ontology annotation, biological process: proton motive force-driven ATP synthesis.